This is a messenger RNA of Cyprinodon tularosa, 1813 nucleotides long. RefSeq names its product DOMON domain-containing protein FRRS1L. Bases 324 to 1172 code for a protein of 282 amino acids. The record is from RefSeq and is a predicted model, not a curated record. Gene Ontology annotation, biological process: regulation of glutamate receptor signaling pathway. Lineage: Eukaryota; Metazoa; Chordata; Actinopteri; Cyprinodontiformes; Cyprinodontidae. The transcript is spliced from 5 exons.
GAUUCUAAAGAAAUUACAGAUUAAGAAUACCACCAGAGGGGCUCAGGGUGUAGGUUCACUGUGGAUUAGGGCUAUACGCAUUUGUUAAGUAAUCGGAUUACAAAUCUGGCCAAUUUAAAUAAAAAUUAGCCUUACAAUCCGACAGUGUGCGACGUUGCAUCCCCUCAUAUCUGUGAGUACAGAGAAAAGCAGAAUCCGGAGAUGCUUCCGUGACGCUGCCUUGGAUGUUUACCCAUCCAAUGGAAUCGUAGAGAAAUGAAGACCAGCUUUGAUUCCCUUUUCAGUAUAGCCUUCGUUAAUCACUCCGUGCUUCAUUAUUAGCCAUGGUUUUGUUGCGGAGCUUCGCGCAGCUGACAAUGCUGCUCCUCCGGAGCGGAUGGUGGGGAGUCGCGCCGAGCCCCACCGAUGAAGGAGCACUCCGGACCGGCCACGGGGAGCACGGAGAGCCCGGCCAUCAGGAGGCUCAUAAGGACUCGUACAGCACAUUCGCUUCCGAGUUCCUGGAGUCCAGAUAUUUGUCUGAUGAAGGUUAUCCAUUCCCCACAGCCCCACCAGUCGAUCCUUUUGCCAAGAUCAAAGUCAGCGACUGCGGAGUAACCAAAGGCUGCAUAAGGUAUGGGAAACCAGGAUGCGAUGCAGAGUCAUGUGACUACUUUCUGAGCUAUCGUCGCAUUGGCACAGAUGUAGAGUUUGAGAUGAGUGCGGACACAGACGGCUGGGUGGCUGUGGGUUUCUCCUCCGACAAAAAAAUGGGAGGAGAUGAUGUAAUGGGGUGUGUUCACGAUGAUAACGGACGUGUGAGGAUCCACCAUUUCUACAAUGUCGGCCAGUGGGCCAAGGAGAUCAAGAGGAACCCGGCUCGGGAUGAAGAAGGAAUCUUCGAGAACAACCGGGUUACCUGCCGUUUCAAGCGACCAUUAUACGUCCCAAGAGAGGAGACGCUGGUGGAUUUACAUCUAUCAUGGUAUUACCUGUUCGCAUGGGGACCUGCUAUUCAAGGUUCCAUCACAAGACAUGACAUCGACAGUCCUCCAGUCAGUGACCGCAUGAUCAGCAUCUAUAAGUAUGAAGACAUCUUUAUGCCGUCCACAGCCUAUCAGACCUUCAACUCUCCAAUCUGUUUACUGCUCAUCGUCGCUCUUACCUUUUAUUUGCUCAUGGGAACGCCAUAAAUAAGCACAGCCAAUCACACUGUAGAGGAGGGAGUGAAGAGAUGAUCAUGUAGCAAUAAAAAUAAGCUGGUUGCCACAAUGACAUAUGCACCUUGAACAGAUUAAGACUAUUUUAGACAUAGUAAACAUUAGACAGUAUAUGAGGAUUGCUCAUCUUGAAAAAUGAAUAAACAACUGCUAUAGAGGAUAAAUGUACUUCAGAUAUGUAAUCAGAGUUUUAACCGUCUUUUUGAACAUUCACGACAGCAUCUUUGGAUUUGGAAGACAGUGUUUACACUUACCACUGAAUAAACUGGGAGCCAUUUCAGAACCCCACUGUUGGCUGGCGACUCGAGAGAACAUUUCCUGGAAAGCAAAGACUAAAGAAAAAUGACAUGAAAGAGCUUUCCUGCAGUGUUCAUGUGGAUAUGAGCCAACAUAUCUUCCUCAGCUAUGGCCAAUGCUUAUUUAUGAGGUGGAAAAAAAAUAUUCAAAGGAAUAUUUUACAGAACUUGGUUUCUCACUCAUGUUGUUUUAACCUUUUAAAUCUGAAUUAAAAAUCUUUGAAAAUGUUAAAAGGUCUAAAAUAAUCUGUUACUACAACAAGGAACCUUUAAAGUACAGAGAAGUAUGUUCAAGUAUAAAAUGAAAAUACAAACCUU